AUGCCAAAGGCGUCGGAGACUGGAAGUGCACCGGCGCAGUACUCGAAGCCGAUUGUGACGCAGAAUAAGAAUACUACGAAGUUCGAGGUUGAUGGGAAGAAGAUUCCAGAUGUGGACUUUGAUAUUGGGGAGAGUUAUGCGGGCAUGUUGCCCAUUAGCGAGCAGAAGAAUGUUUCCGAGUUGUACUUUUGGUACUUUCCAUCCGAGAACACCGAAGCCACAGAUGAGAUUCUGAUUUGGUUGAAUGGCGGACCAGGCUGCUCUAGUUUGGAAGGCCUGCUCCAGGAGAAUGGACCUUUCCUAUGGCAAUACGGGACCUAUAAACCAGUCAAAAAUCAGUGGACCUGGAAGAACUUGACCAAUGUUGUCUGGGUGGAGCAGCCAGCAGGCACGGGCUUCAGCAAGAAGCAUGGCACACCCUCUGCUACAGACGAACUCGAAGUCGUAGAGCAAUUCCUCGGAUUCUGGAAGAACUUCGUCGACACCUUCGACUUGCACAACCGCAAAGUAUACAUCACUGGAGAGAGCUACGCCGGCUACAACGUCCCCUACAUCGCAGACGCCAUGCACAACAAGACUGACAAGACCUACUACGGCGUGGAAUCCAUCAUGUUCUACGACCCAUCCGUAUCCUACGACGUUGUCCAAGGCGACAUUCCAGCCGUGCCAUUCGUCGACACCUGGUCAGGUCUCUUCAACUUCAACAAGACUUUCACAGAUCACCUCCACCAAAAGCACGAAGAGUGCGGCUACGCGAACUUCACCGAUGUCGCCUUUACCUUCCCGCCCACAGGGCCCCUCCCCACUCCACCCGACGUGGCCUCCAAGGACGACAGCUGCCGCCUCUUCAACGAAAUCACCGAAGCCGUAGCCCUCACCAACCCAUGCUGGGACAUUUACCAGGUAGCCACCACCUGCCCUCUCCUCUGGGACGUGCUCGGCUUCCCUGGAUCCUUCGAUUACAUCCCCGAAGGCGCGACCAUCUACUUCAACCGCACAGAUGUCCAGAAGGCGAUCAACGCCCCAGUAGGCCCAUGGGCUGAGUGCUCCAGCGGCGUGUUGGACACAGAUAACUCCCCACCUUCCGGCCUCAGCGUCCUCCCAAGAGUCAUUGAGAAGAACAGCAAAACCAUCAUCGCACACGCCGAUCUCGACUUCGUCCUGAUUAAGAAUGGAACCAUCAUGAUGAUCCAGAACAUGACCUGGAACGGAGCGCAGGGCUUCUCGAAGGGGCCGGGUGAUUGGAACGAGUAUUACGUGCCAUACCACCGUGAGCUCAAUCAGGGUACCCUUGCAGGCGCAGGGAUCUUUGGAGAGUGGUAUACCGAGAGAGGCCUCACAUUCUCGUCGGUCGCCCUUUCGGGACACAUGGUGCCACAGUACGCGCCCAGCGCGGCAUAUCGACAGCUGGAGUUCUUGUUGGGCAGGAUUGAUAAUCUUGGGGAGGUUAGUGAUUUCACGACGCAGGAGGGGGAUUAUGGGAAUAGUAAUGCGACGAUGAAGUUGUUCUGA
Molecule: messenger RNA, 1512 nt
Organism: Fulvia fulva
Lineage: Eukaryota; Fungi; Ascomycota; Dothideomycetes; Mycosphaerellales; Mycosphaerellaceae
Product: putative serine carboxypeptidase
Exons: 2
Coding region: 1-1512 (503 amino acids)
Biological process (GO): proteolysis
Molecular function (GO): serine-type carboxypeptidase activity
Source: RefSeq, a predicted model, not a curated record